Messenger RNA from Oreochromis niloticus (Nile tilapia), 905 nucleotides. Its product is annotated as thioredoxin. Lineage: Eukaryota; Metazoa; Chordata; Actinopteri; Cichliformes; Cichlidae. Bases 124 to 432 code for a protein of 102 amino acids. The transcript has 5 exons. Gene Ontology annotation, molecular function: protein-disulfide reductase activity. The record is from RefSeq and is a predicted model, not a curated record.
UGUAAAACAAAUACAGAGACUUCCGGUUUGAGUGGGACUACUGACUAACUUUACGCAGUUUUUAAAGCGUGGGGCGUCUGCUGGCACUUUGUUCUGUCCGAGGCACGUUCAUCAGCUGGUAUCAUGGUUUACGACGUGAAAGAUCUGGAUGAGUUCCAGAAAAUCCUGAAUGACGCUGGAGACAAGCUGGUGGUGGUGGACUUCACAGCCGAGUGGUGUGGCCCCUGCCAAAUGAUGGCCCCAAUUUUUGUUGAGAUGUCAGAGGAGCCUGUCAACGCAAACGUGAUUUUCCUGAAGGUGGACGCAAAUGAUGGCAAGGAUGUGAAGUCCUUCUAUAAUGUCACCCGCAUGCCCGCAUUUCACUUUUACAAGAAUAACCAGAAGAGCGGAGUGUUUCUGAAGGAGCUGAAGACAACCUGUUGCCUGGAUUAAUCUGGUGGGAAUUGCAAGUUUCACAAGGUACUGAGUUUAUUUAUUUCUUUUUGCUCGUUGAGUGAAGAACUUCCGAUUUGGAGAUCGUUUUGGAUUUAUACUGGAGUAAUACAGGCCUGCAACGUAGGAUUUAUCUCUGCCGGCUUUAGGUUUAGUUUGGGACUAUAAUUGUUUUAUCACUGGUGGUUUACACUGUAUAUGUGGAGAUUCUGUGUACAGCUGGUAAAUUGCUGAGUGUUUUUUGGUUUCCCUGAAUAUUGAAACCUGCCAUUUUAUUAUUUUGUUGUUUAUCAUUGUUUGGUAAAUUAAAAGAGGGUUGCAAUGCUCUACUAUACAAUGUGUAUGACAUGAUUUACUGCACCGUUAGACACUGUUGUUCAUUUUAGUGUGUAGUGCUACUGUUAAGGAAUAAGCUUCACUGAUCCCAAAAACAAAAGAGAAGUUAAUUUAGGAAUAUCGUACGAGAGUACACU